UUCGUAAGAUACUGCUGCUGAUUGGUCUGAAGUCUGAACUGAGCUCAUGGAGACUGUUUCGACAAAUGAGGUUUCUGGUAAGGGCGCGAUGUGGGAGCUGGAAAGGAAUCUCGAUCAGCCCAUGGAUGCAGAGGCCGGGAGACUGAGGAAUAUGUACAGAGAAAAGACCUACCCAACAAUUUUGCUGCUGCGUCUAGCCUUCCAAAGCCUUGGCGUGGUAUUUGGAGACUUAGGCACAUCGCCUCUUUACGUUUUCUAUAACAUCUUUCCUCAGGACAUAGAAGACACGGAGCAAGUGAUUGGAGCGCUCUCGCUUAUUAUCUACUCCCUUACCCUGAUUCCCCUUGUCAAAUAUGUGUUCAUUGUCUUGAGGGCGAACGAUAACGGCCAAGGUGGAACAUUUGCUCUUUAUUCGCUGCUUUGCCGGCACGCAAAGAUAAACAUUAUUCCCAACCAACAUAGAACAGAUGAAGAUCUAACAACAUACGAGUAG
This is a messenger RNA of Lolium rigidum, 493 nucleotides long. Its product is annotated as potassium transporter 18-like. The transcript is spliced from 3 exons. The record is from RefSeq and is a predicted model, not a curated record. Gene Ontology annotation, molecular function: potassium ion transmembrane transporter activity. Gene Ontology annotation, biological process: potassium ion transmembrane transport. NCBI's taxonomy places the organism in Eukaryota, Viridiplantae, Streptophyta, Magnoliopsida, Poales, Poaceae. Gene Ontology annotation, cellular component: membrane. Bases 47 to 493 code for a protein of 148 amino acids.